Molecule: messenger RNA, 11283 nt
Organism: Castor canadensis (American beaver)
Lineage: Eukaryota; Metazoa; Chordata; Mammalia; Rodentia; Castoridae
Product: E3 SUMO-protein ligase RanBP2
Biological process (GO): protein peptidyl-prolyl isomerization; NLS-bearing protein import into nucleus; protein folding
Cellular component (GO): cytoplasm; nuclear pore
Molecular function (GO): protein binding; GTPase activator activity; peptidyl-prolyl cis-trans isomerase activity
Source: RefSeq, a predicted model, not a curated record
GCUGCGUCACGGGUUUUCAGGCGCUUAGCUCGUGGAGACAGCGACCGUUGUGGGCCUCUGUACUGUCCUCCCGCGCUCCGGGAGCCGGGUUGGUGACGCGAUGAGGCGCAGCAAGGCCGACGUGGAGCGGUACAUCGCUUCGGUGCAGGGUUCCGCCCCGUCGCCCCGAGAGAAGUCAAUGAAAGGAUUCUAUUUUGCGAAGCUGUACUAUGAAGCUAAAGAAUACGAUCUUGCUAAAAAAUAUAUAUCUACAUAUAUUAAUGUCCAAGAGAGGGACCCCAAAGCUCACAGAUUUCUGGGUCUUCUUUAUGAAGUGGAGGAAAACACAGACAAAGCUGUUGAAUGUUACAAGCGUUCAGUGGAGUUAAACCCAACACAAAAAGAUCUUGUGUUGAAGAUUGCAGAAUUGCUUUGUAAAAAUGAUGUUACUGAUGGAAGAGCAAAAUACUGGGUUGAAAGAGCAGCUAAAUUUUUCCCAGGAAGUCCUGCAGUUUAUAAGCUAAAGGAAAAGCUUCUAGAUUGUAAAGGUGAAGAUGGAUGGAAUAAACUUUUUGACUUGAUUCAGUCAGAACUUUAUGCAAGACCUGAUGAUGUGCAUGUGAAUAUCCGACUAGUGGAGCUGUAUCGUUCAAAUAAAAGAUUGAAGGAUGCUGUAGCCCAUUGUCAUGAAGCAGAGAGAAACAUAGCUUUGCGUUCAAGUUUAGAAUGGAAUUCAUGUGUUGUACAGACCCUUAAGGAAUAUCUGGAGUCUUUACAGUGUUUGGAGUCUGAUAAAAGUAACUGGCGAGUAACCAAUAAAGACUUACUUCUAGCCUAUGCUAAUCUUAGUCUUCUUAUGCUUUCCACCAGAGAUGUUCAAGAAAGUAGAGAAUUAUUGGAAAGUUUUGAUAGUGCUCUUCAGUCUGUGAAAUCUUCUGUGGGUGGAAAUGAUGAACUGUCAGCUACUUUCAUAGAAAUGAAGGGACAUUUUUACUUGCAUGCUGGUUCUUUGCUUUUGAAGAUGGGUCAGCAUAGUGAUGUCCAGUGGCGAGCUCUUUCUGAACUGGCUGCGUUGUGCUAUCUCAUAGCAUUUCAGGUCCCGAGACCAAAGAUUAAAUUAAUAAAAGGAGAAGCUGGACAAAAUCUACUGGAAUUGAUGGCCCAUGAUCGUCUGAGCCAAUCAGGGCACAUGUUGCUAAACUUAAGUCGUGGCAAGCAAGAUUUUUUAAAGGAGGUUGUGGAAUCUUUUGCUAAUAAAAGUGGCCAGUCUGCUCUGUAUGAUGCUCUGUUUUCUAGUCAGUCACCUAAGGAGAGAUCUUUCCUUGGUAAUGAUGAUAUUGGAAACAUUGAUGUAGUAGCACCGGAACCUGAUGACUUGGCUAGAUAUGAUAUUGGUGCCAUUCGAGCACAUAAUGGUAGUCUUCAGCACCUUACCUGGCUUGGCUUACAAUGGAAUUCCCUGUCUACCUUACCUGCAAUUCGAAAAUGGCUAAAACAGCUUUUUCAUCAUUUGCCUCAGGAAACCUCAAGGCUUGAAACAAAUGCACCUGAAUCAAUAUGUAUUUUAGAUCUUGAAGUAUUUUUACUUGGAGUAAUAUAUACCAGCCACUUGCAAUUAAAGGAGAAGUGUAAUUCUCACCACAGCUCCUAUCAGCCAUUGUGCUUGCCACUUCCUGUAUGCAAACAGCUUUGUACAGAAAGACAGAAAUCCUGGUGGGAUGCAGUUUGUACUCUAAUUCACAGAAAGGCAAUACCUGGAGCCUCAGCAAAAUUGCGACUUCUGGUUCAGCAUGAAAUAAACACUCUAAGAGGCCAGGAAAAACAUGGCCUUCAACCUGCUCUGCUUGUGCAUUGGGCAAAAUGCCUUCAGAAAACGGGCAGCAGUCUCAAUUCUUUUUAUGAUCAACGGGAGUACAUAGGCAGAAGUGUUCAUUAUUGGAAGAAAGUUUUACCAUUGUUGAAGACAAUCAAAAAGAAGAACAGCAUUCCUGAACCUACCGAUCCUCUGUUUAAACAUUUUCAUGGUGUGGACAUUCAGGUGUCUGAAAUUGGUGAAUAUGAAGAAGAUGCACACAUAACUUUUGCUAUAUUGGAUGCGGUUAAUGGAAAUAUAGAAGAUGCUAUGACCACUUUUGAAUCUAUUAAAAAUGUUGUUUCUUAUUGGAAUCUGGCCCUGAUUUUUCACAGGAAAGCAGAAGAUAUUGAAAAUGAUGCCCUUUCUCCUGAAGAACAAGAAGAAUGCAAAAAUUACCUAAGAAAGACCAGGGACUAUCUAAUAAAGAUUUUAGAUGACAGUGAUUCAAAUCUUUCAGUGGUCCAGAAAUUGCCUGUGCCCCUGGAGUCUGUAAAAGAGAUGCUUAAUUCAGUCAUGCAGGAACUGGAAGAUUAUAGUGAAGGAGGUCCUCUUUACAAAAAUGGCUGUUUGCGAAGUGUAGACUCAGAAAUAAAACAUUCUACACCAUCUCCUACCAAAUAUUCACUAUCACCAAGUAAAAGUUAUAAGUAUUCCCCCAAAACUCCACCUCGGUGGGCAGAAGAUCAAAAUUCUUUACUGAAAAUGAUCUGCCAACAAGUGGAGGCCAUUAAGAAAGAAAUGCAGGAGUUGAAACUAAAUAGCAGUAACUCAGCAUCCCCUCAUCGUUGGCCCACAGAGAAUUAUGGACCAGACCCAGUGCCUGAUGGAUAUCAAGGAUCACAGCCUUUUCAUGGGGCUCCACUAACUGUUGCAACUACUAGUCCUUCAGUAUAUUAUAGUCAGUCACCAGCAUAUAAUUCCCAGUAUCUUCUAAGACCAGCAGCUAAUGUUACUCCCACAAAGGGUCCAGUUUAUGGCAUGAAUAGGCUUCCACCACAACAGCAUAUUUAUGCCUAUUCACAACAGAUGCACACACCACCAGUGCAAAGCUCAUCUGCUUGUAUGUUCUCUCAGGAACUGUAUGGUCCUCCAUUGCGUUUUGAGUCUCCUGCAACAGGAAUUCUGUCACCCAGGGGUGACGAUUACUUUAAUUAUAAUGUUCAACAGACAAGUACAAAUCCACCAUUACCAGAACCAGGAUAUUUCACAAAACCUCCAGUUGUAGCUCAUGCUUCAAGAUCUGCAGAAUCUAAGGUUAUAGAAUUUGGAAAAACUAAUUUUGUUCAGGCCAUGCCGGGUGAAGGAAUAAGACCAUCUUUGCCAACAUCAGCACACACAGCACAGCCAACUCCUUUUAAAUUUAACUCUAAUUUCAAAUCAAAUGAUGGUGACUUCACAUUUUCUUCACCUCAGGUUGUGACACAGCCCCCUCCUACAGCUUAUAGUAAUAGUGAAAGCCUUUUAGGUCUCCUGACUUCAGAUAAACCUUUGCAAGGAGAUGGCAAUAGUGGACCAAAACCAAUUCCCAGUCAAACCACUGGGCCUCGAAAUACAUUCAAUUUUGGAAGCAAAAAUGUGUCUGGGAUCUCAUUUGGAGAAAACAUGGGGCCAAACCAGCAAAAGAAUUCUGGUUUUCGUCGAAGUGAUGAUAUGUUUACUUUCCAUGGUCCUGGGAAAUCUAUAUUUGGAACACCUGCUCCAGAGCUGGCAAAUAAGAAUCAUGAAACAGAUGGAGGAAGUGCCCAUGGAGAUGAUGAUGAUGAUGGCCCUCAUUUUGAACCUGUGGUACCUCUUCCUGAUAAGAUUGAAGUAAAAACAGGUGAAGAAGAUGAAGAAGAAUUCUUUUGCAAUCGUGCAAAAUUGUUUCGCUUUGAUGGAGAAUCCAAAGAAUGGAAGGAACGUGGGAUAGGCAAUGUAAAAAUACUAAGGCAUAAAACAUCUGGUAAAAUUCGCCUUCUAAUGAGACGAGAACAAGUAUUGAAGAUCUGUGCAAAUCAUUAUAUCAGUCCGGAUAUGAAACUGACACCAAAUGCUGGAUCAGACAGAUCUUUUGUAUGGCAUGCUCUUGAUUAUGCAGAUGAAUUACCAAAACCAGAACAGCUUGCUAUUAGAUUCAAAACUCCUGAGGAAGCAGCACUUUUUAAGUGCAAAUUUGAAGAGGCCCAGAGCAUUUUGAAAGCCUCAGGAACAAAUGUAGCCACACCCAGUCAGGCUAUCAGAAUUGUGAAAGAAUCCGCAAGCCAUGAUGACAAGGAUAUUUGUAAAUCUGAUGCUGGAAAUAGGAAUUUUGAAUUUCAUCUUGCAAAGAAAGAAGGGUCUUGGCAUUGUAGCAGCUGCUCAUUGAGGAAUACUGCAAGUGCUAAGAAAUGUGUAUCAUGCCAAAAUCUAAACCCAAGCAGUAAAGAGCUCCUAGGACCACCAUUAGUAGAAACUGGUUCUGUUCCUAUUACUGGCCCAGAAACUACUCAAGAUAGAUUUGCAUUGAUGACACCAAAGAAAGAAGGUCACUGGGAUUGCAGUACUUGUUCAGUAAGAAAUGAGCCUACUGUAUCUACGUGCAUGGCAUGUCAAAACACAAAGUCUGCUAACAAAAGUGGGUCUUCAUUUGCUCAAGCUUCUUUUAAAUUUGGCCAGGGGGAUCUUCCUAAGUCUGUUAACAGUGACUUCAGAUCUGCUUUUUCUACAAAGGAAGGGCAAUUGGAGUGCAGUGUAUGCUCGGUACGAAAUGAAGGAAGUACUACAAAAUGCGUUGCUUGUCAGAAUCCAAGAAAACAGAGUCUACCUACUACUUCUGUUUCAGCAUCUUCUUCUUUUAAGUUUGGCAUUUCAGAGAUCAGUAAAACUGCAAAGAGUGGAUUCGAGGACAUGUUUGCUAAAAAGGAAGGACAGUGGGAUUGCACUUCAUGUUCAGUGAGAAAUGAAGCAAAUGCUACAAAAUGUGUUGCUUGUCAGAAUCCCACUAAACCAAUUCCAUCUUCAGGUGUUCCAGCUCCUACUUCCUUCUUGUUUGGUACUUCAGAGAUAAGCAAGUCUCCAAAGAGUGGAUUCGAGGGAAUGUUCACCAAGAAAGAAGGACAGUGGGAUUGCAGUUUUUGUUUAGUGCGAAAUGAAGCAAGUGCUACCCAAUGUAUUGCUUGUCAGAAUCCAAACAAACAGAAUCAGCCUACAUCUGCUGUUCCAGAACCUGCCUCUUCAGAGACAAACAAGUCUCCAAAGAAUGGAUUUGAAGGAAUGUUCACCAAAAAGGAAGGACAGUGGGAUCCUAAUGUUGGCGUUGUACAAAAUGAGAGUUCUUCCUUAAAGUGUGUGGCUUGUGAUGCCUCCAAACCAACUCAUAAACCUACUGCAGAAGCUCCUUCAGCUUUCACAGUGGGUUCAAAAACAAAGUUAAAUGAGUCUUCUGGAAGUCAGGUGGGAACAGGAUUUAAAAGUACUUUUCCAGAAAAAACUUUUAAAUUUGGAAUUACAGAACAGGGUUUUAAAUUCGGGCAUGUGGAUCAAGAUAGUAUACCUUCAUUUACAUUUCAGGGUUCUUCUAAUACAGAAUUUAAGUCAAUAAAAGAAGGAUUUAGUUUUUCCAUUCCUGUAUCUGCUGAUGGUUUUAAAUUUGGCAUUCAGGAACAGGGAAAUCAAGAGAAGAGUGAAAAACCCCUUGAAAGUGACACUGGUUUCCACGAUGUUAGUAGCCAGAAGAAUGGUAGUUGUGUGAUUUUUGGUCAAACAAGUAAUACUUCUACAUUUGCAGAUCUUGCAAAAUCAUCUUCUGGAGAUGGAUUUCAAUUUGGCAAGAAAGAUCCUAAUUUCAAGGGAUUUUCAGGAGCAGGAGAAAAAUUGUUUUCAUCACAAAGUGGGAGAAUGACUGAGAAAGCUAACUCUUCUGCUGAUCUUGAGAAAGAUGAUGAUGCCUAUAAGACUGAGGACAGUGAUGAUAUCCAUUUUGAACCAGUAGUACAAAUGCCUGAAAAAGUAGAACUUGUGACAGGAGAAGAAGAUGAAAAAGUUCUAUAUUCACAGCGGGUGAAAUUAUUUAGAUUUGAUGCUGAGAUAAGUCAGUGGAAAGAAAGGGGCUUGGGGAACUUAAAAAUCCUCAAAAAUGAAGUCAAUGGCAAGCUAAGAAUGCUGAUGCGAAGAGAGCAAGUACUAAAAGUGUGUGCCAAUCAUUGGAUAACGACUACAAUGAACCUAAAGCCACUUUCUGGAUCAGAUAGAGCAUGGAUGUGGCUAGCUAGUGAUUUCUCUGAUGGUGAUGCCAAAUUGGAGCAGCUGGCAGCAAAAUUUAAAACACCAGAGCUAGCUGAAGAAUUCAAGCAGAAAUUUGAAGAAUGCCAGCGACUUUUAUUAGAUAUUCCACUUCAAACUCCCCAUAAACUUGUUGAUACUGGCAGAGCUGCCAAGUUAAUACAGAGAGCUGAGGAAAUGAAGAGUGGACUGAAAGAUUUUAAAACGUUUUUGACAAAUGAUCAAACAAAAGUCACUGAUGAAGACAGCAAGAGCCCAGGUGCAGGCAGUGCCAGUACUUCAGACACAACAAUCAAGCCAAAUCCUGAAAACACUGGGCCCACCUUAGAAUGGGAUAACUAUGACUUAAGGGAAGAUGCUUUGGAUGACAGCGUAAGCAGUAACUCAGUACAUGCUUCCCCAUUGGCAAGCAGCCCUGUGAGAAAAAACCUCUUCCGCUUUGGUGAGUCAACAACAGGAUUUAACUUCAGUUUUAAAUCUGCUUUGAGUCCAUCUAAAUCUCCUGCCAAGUUGAAUCAGAGUGGAACUUCAGUUGGCACUGAUGAGGAAUCUGAUGUUACUCAAGAAGAAGAGCGAGAUGGACAGUACUUUGAACCUGUUGUACCUUUACCUGAUCUAGUUGAAGUAUCUAGUGGUGAGGAAAAUGAACAAGUUGUUUUUAGUCACAGAGCAAAACUUUAUAGAUAUGAUAAAGAUGUUGGUCAGUGGAAGGAAAGGGGCAUUGGUGAUAUAAAGAUCUUACAGAAUUAUGAUAAUAAGCAAGUUCGCAUAGUAAUGAGAAGAGACCAGGUAUUAAAACUUUGUGCCAAUCACAGAAUAACUCCAGACAUGACUUUGCAAAAUAUGAGAGGGACCGAAAGAGUGUGGGUGUGGACUGCAUGUGAUUUUGCAGAUGGGGAAAGAAAAGUAGAACAUUUAGCUGUACGUUUUAAACUACAGGAUGUUGCAGACUCUUUUAAGAAAAUUUUUGAUGAAGCAAAAACAGCCCAGGAAAAAGAUUCUUUGAUAACACCUCAUGUUUCUAAUUCAAGCACUCCUAGAGAGUCACCAUGUGGCAAAAUUGCUGUAGCUGUUUUAGAAGAAACCACAAGAGAGAGGACAGAUUUAAUUCAGGGUGAUGAUGGAGCAGAUACAACUUCAGAAGUUGGCGAAGUGUCUAGCACAUCUGAGACAACACCGAAAGCAGUGGUUUCUCCUCCAAAGUUUGUAUUUGGCUCAGAGUCUGUUAAAAGCAUUUUUAGUAGCGAAAAAUCAAAGCCAUUUGCAUUUGGCAACAGUUCAGCCACUGGGUCUUUGUUUGGAUUUAGUUUUAAUGCACCUCUGAAAAAUAAUAGUAGUGAAACUGUUUCAGUAGUCCAGAGUGGAUCCGAAAGAAAAGUGGAACCUAACAAAUGUGAACUGUCACAGACCUCUGAUACCAAACAACCUGCAGAUGGCAAAGUCAAAAAUCUCUUUGUUUCCCUUCCUAAGGAAGACUCUUCAAUUAAUUAUAUUUUUAAAACACCAGAAAAGGGGUUUAAUUUUAGUCUUUUUAAAUCUAAUCCAAUGGCCUUUUGGACCAGCACCCCUUCCUCACAGCCUGAGAGCAAAGCAAAAGAGAAGAAAAAACUUGAAGAUCCUCCUUCAGAUGAUGAUGAUGUUCUCAUUGUAUAUGAACUAACUCCAACUCCUGAGCAAAAAGCCCUUGCCACCAAACUUAGACUUCCUCCAACUUUCUUCUGUUAUAAGAAUAGACCAGAUUAUGUUAGCGAAGAAGAAGAUGAUGAAGAUUUUGAAACAGCUGUCAAGAAACUUAAUGGAAAGCUCUAUCUGAGUGACUCAGAAAAAUCUAGGCCAUUGGAAGAAAAUCUAGCAGAUAAUGAGAAAGAAUGUGUCAUUGUUUGGGAAAAGAAGCCUACAGUUGAAGAGAAAGCUAAAGCAGAUACAUUAAAGCUUCCACCUACAUUUUUUUGUGGUGUGUGCAGUGAUACUGAUGAGGACAAUGGAAAUGGGGAAGACUUUCAGUCAGAACUUCAAAAAGUUCAGGAAGCUCAGAAAUCCCAAAGUGAGAAAGUAAGUGGUGCAGCUGGUAGUGUGUGCACAGGUGGGACUGAAGUGGCUACACCAUUUUUCUGUAUGUCUGAAGAAUCUGAUUCUACCACCAUACUUACUAGCUUACCACGUGUUUCUUCUGAGGCUGCUGACAAGCCUGUAGAUUUGUCUACUGGAAAGGAAACUGAUGCAGCACCCACUAGCCAAGUAGAAAGCAAAACAUUUGCGUUUGGAUUUGGAAGUAGUACAGGACUGUCAUUUGCAGACUUGGCUUCAAGUAAUUCUGGGGAUUUCGCUUUUGGUACUAAAGAUAAAAAUUUCCAGUGGGCAAAUACUGGAGCAACUGUGUUUGGAGCACAGUCAACGGAUCAAGCUGGUGAAGAGGAAGAUGGUAGUGAUGAAGAAGUAGUUCAUAGUGAUGACAUCCAUUUUGAACCAAUAGUUUCACUACCAGAGGUAGAAGUAAAAUCUGGAGAAGAAGAUGAAGAAAUUUUAUUUAAAGAGAGAGCCAAACUUUAUAGAUGGGACCGAGAUGUCAGUCAGUGGAAGGAGCGUGGUGUUGGAGAUAUAAAGAUUCUUUGGCAUACAUUGAAGAAUUAUUACCGGAUCCUAAUGAGAAGAGACCAAGUCUUUAAAGUGUGUGCAAACCAUUUUAUUACCAAAACAAUGGAAUUAAAACCCUUGAAUGUUUCAAAUAAUGCUUUAGUUUGGACUGCCUCAGAUUAUGCUGAUGGAGAAGCAAAAGUAGAACAGCUUGCAGUGAGAUUUAAAACAAAAGAAAUGGCAGAGUAUUUUAAAAAAAAAUUUGAAGAAUGUCAACAGAAUUUAUUGCAACUCCAGAAAGGACAGGUGUCACUUGCAGCAGAAUUAUCAAAGGAGACCAAUCCUGUGGUGUUUUUUGAUGUUUGUGCGGAUGGUGAGCCCCUAGGCCGUAUAACCAUGGAAUUAUUUUCAAAUAUUGUUCCUCAAACUGCUGAGAACUUCAGAGCAUUGUGCACUGGAGAGAAAGGCUUUGGUUUCAAGAACUCCAUUUUUCACAGAGUAAUUCCAGAUUUUGUUUGCCAAGGAGGCGAUAUCACCAAACAUGAUGGAACAGGAGGACAGUCCAUUUACGGAGAGAAAUUUGAAGAUGAAAAUUUUAAUGUGAAACAUACUGGUCCUGGCUUACUGUCCAUGGCCAAUCGAGGCCGGGAUACCAAUAAUUCUCAAUUUUUUAUAACAUUGAAAAAAGCUGAACAUUUGGACUUUAAGCAUGUAGUAUUUGGUUUUGUUAAGGAUGGCAUGGAAACUGUGAAAAAGAUUGAGUCAUUUGGUUCUCCCAAAGGGUCUGUUAGUCGAAGAAUUAGUAUCACAGAAUGUGGACAGCUAUAAAAUUGUUUUCCAGUAAAUUUUAUCCACAUAUGCAGUUGAAUCAAAGCUUAUCUGUUACAGACAAUAUCAUAAUUAAUUAUGUUCAGCUUUUGAAAAUGGACGUUUCUAAUGUAUAAAUGUAAAAUUGCAGCUUAUAGCUGUUGUCACUUUUUAAUGUGUUAUAAUUGAUCUUGCAUGGUGUGAAAUAAAAGUUCAAACACUGGUGUAUUUCAGGUGUACUUGGUGUUUAUGUACUCCUGACAUGUCAAUAUAUAUUAAGAUGGAUAAUACCAAUCUUGUUAAAAGCAAUAGGACUUCCCAGACUAUUGAAGGAAUAUGAUAUAUGCAAUUUUAAUUCCUUUUAACAUACUUGGACUUCCUGCAUGAAUAUACUUAACUAUUUGGAUAAAGGGACCAUGACUUGGAUAAUUUUAUUUUAGGUCUGAAAUAUAUUUGAAAUAUAGCUGAGGUUUAUUUGAAAUAUAUUUGCUGUGCUUGUUUAUGCAUAGUCUCAUUUAUGAAUCGAUAGAGCCACAGACGAUAGUUAACCAAAGUGCUCUUCUAUAAUCUUUAUGCCUCCUGUAUAGUUACAAAUUAACUUUUAAGUAGAAUACCUUCUUUUCUUAAAAUAUGUAGCUUCCUGUGCUCUAUUGAAGGUAUUAAUUUUUACAUUUUAAAGGAGUUGACUAUGUCCUCCUUUUUUUUUUUUUUUUUUUUUUUAAACUUUUCUGUCAUCUGUCUCUACUACCUCAGAAAUUUCAGCUUGGUCCUGAUGAUAGAAUUGAAAUUUUCCCUGGUUAUUGUGAUAAAGUAUGAAUAUUUUUAAAAUGUCUAAACAAUGUUCUUCGGUUAAAGAUUUGCUUUAUAUUAGAUUGUUGCAGUACCUUUUUCUGAUGAAUUUUGUAGCAGAAAUAAAGUGACAAUAACAGCCAUGAUAUUUAAAAAAAAGUUGUGCAUCUAGUUUGUUCAUUGUAGACAUAAAGUUAGGAGGACAAUUAAAGAUAAGUUCUGUAAACUCAAACUGCCAUAUAAUUUUCACAAGUUUGAUACUACAAAUGUAUUUGGAAAUGGCUGGUAUCAAAAGUUUGGAAAAUGCUAAAGAAAGGAAUUGUUCCUACUGGCCUAUUCAAUGUAGAACUGCAAAGAAUCUAGUUAGAGCACAAAAUUUUCUGUAGUUCAACCUUGACUAUUGACUCCCUUCCGUUCUUCUGGAUGAAAAUACCUCAUUUUGCUUAGUGAGCAAAGGCAGUGAGAGUUACUCCCUGUUGAACAAUGAUUUGGAAAUAACCUGUAGCAAAUACCUGUUCAACCACCAGUGAGAUCAGGGCAGCAAUGUGAUGUUUGUAUGAGUGAUGAAAUACCAUUGCUAAAUCCAUUUGACCAUAAAGUCAGAUAAUUGAAAUAAACCUACUCUUUAACUACAUCAGUUGCACUACUUAAAACUUAAAGAGAACCAUAGAUUACAUAUAUGUACAUUUAGUAUUUAGAAUUGGCUUCUUUGGAAAUCUAUGUAUUAUAAAUUGAUGUAAAAAGUAUGUUGUAAGUUUUUAGCUGAGACGAUUGAUACUGUUAUGAUAUUAGAAUAAAUUCUAAGUAAAUGCAAAUGCUUUUAAAUAGACAUUUUAACAGAUUUUAUGCUAUCCUAAAUUAUUAAGUUUAUGAGUUAAAAAACUUUAAAAACUGGCCUGACAAUAUGACAUGUAAACUGAUGCUUAAAAGUGGCAUUUAUAAGAACAUCUUUGUGUCACGUUUCAGGAACAAACUUUGUGAUUUCUGUUUGUUAAUCACUAAUAUGGUAUAAGUCCACAUUGAUAUGUAUUUUUUAAAAC